GUCGUCGACUCUCUCUAACUUUGUUUGACUCCUUCACACGCACGGAGCGAGAGAGAGUAAAGAAUCAUAGAUAGAGGAGGGAGGAGGAAAGGGACCAUUUCGGAGAAGCCGUCUCUGGUUCCGGCGACCGUGAGAUUCCGGCUGUAUGGCCGACCAGAGCUCCGACGACUGGCUCCCCGCUGGCUGGACUGUUAACUUGCGGGUGAGACCUAGCGGUAAGAAGGAUAAGUAUAUAUAUUGUCGCUUGGAAUGUAAUAUGCAGCAUUAUUUUGCUCCCUCUGGACACAAGUUCUAUUCAAAAGCAGAGGUGACGCGUUAUCUCAAGACUGUGCCAUGCAGUCCUCCCCAGUCGAAAGAGGAGAAAGGCGCCAUCGUCGAGGAAUCUGCUGAAGAUGCUUCUGCCGAUGCUGUACAAAAAGACAGUCCUAAUCCUCAGGAGAAAGGAAAGCUGGGGCUUGAGCUGUUUUCACAAAAUCACGGUUCUCCUGAAUCUGAGGAGAAGUUUUAUAGUGCUGAGGAAACUGCUGAAGACGAUUGUGGCAAUGCUACACAAAGUGGCUCUCUCAAUUCUGAAGAUAAAGAAAAUGCUAAGCGAGAUCAACCUGCAGAAAUUUGUGCCAGAGAGGAUAAAGCUCUAGCUGUCGAUGAAUAUGCACAAAAUGUUUGUGAUUCUCCAAUGGACGAGGCAAAAUCCAAUCUAGAGCAAUCCACAGAGAAUCGCAGUUCUCCUCGAUUCAAAGAAGUGAAAAAUGUUGAUCAUGAGGAAUCUGCAGAUCAGAUCUGUGGCAAUGCUGCGGAGAAUGGGUCUCAUCAAUCCAAAGAGGAGGAAAAAGACGGAAGAGAUGCUUGUGACCAUGUCAAACAAGCCUGUUCUUCUAGUCCAAAAGAAAAGAAGAAAACCAGGGCAAAGCAAUCUGGAAAUGUUUCAGUUGAGAGGGGUGUAGCAGAAGGAUUGCCUGAUGGAUGGAUCAAGGAAAUAAAAGUUACAAAGAAGAAAAAUGUUGUCAGAAGAGAUCCGUACUACAUUGAUCCUGUGAGUGGAUAUAUAUUCCGCUCAAUGAAGGAUGCGCUUCGUUACGUUGCCACCGGGGACAUAGGGAGGCUCGCGUUUAAGAGAAAGGAUAAAGGUGACAGUGAUGCAGAGUUGGAGGACGCAAAAAGCUCUUCACCCUCAGCGAUCAAAAGUAAAAAAUUAGAUGAAAAUGGAAUAAUUACUGAGGAUCAGAGAUCAAAGCGGACGGAACAGCAGAAUUUAGAUGAAAAUGGGACAAGUGCUAAGGAUGAGAACUCAAUACAGCAUGCUGGAGCAACAGAUGGACAAGUUCGUGGAUCUGCUGAUGUAGGAGGAGCCAAACCUGGCGUUUCAGUCCCUGAUUUGAGUGGCUCAAACCUUCCGAAGCUGAGGGAGCGAACUGAAGGAAGGAAUAAUACUGAUGGAACCAAUUUAACUCCAGCUAAUGAAGCUGGGGUCCCUCGAGAUGUGUGGCCCUUACAAAAGACAGGAGAGGUGCCUGCUUUAGCUGACAAAGCUGCGGUCCCUAGAGAUGAGAUGCGCUUAGAGAAGAUGGAAGACAUGCCUGCUACAGCUGAAGCAUCUGGGGUCCCUCAAGAUGAUCAGCCUCCAAAGCAGUCAGAAAAGACUCCUCCUGCUGCUAAUGAAUGUGGGGUCCUUCGAGCUGAGCAGUGUCUAGGAGAAGAAGAGACUCCUGAGCCAGCUGAUGAAGCUGGGAUCCCUCAAGAUGAGCAGUGCCUGGAGAUGACAGAAGAGGCGGUGGGGAACAAAACGACGCCACAGGGCACACCCAAAUCUCGAAAAAGGAAGCUCCUUGACUUGCCUCGUAGGACAUCAAGUCGACUUGCUGGUGUUGCAGUUGAUCCUAACUUGGAAGUUACAGGAGCUCGAGUACUGCGAACUGCUAUUAGAAGGUUGGAUGAAGGGGAAGCUAGUGGAGUGAAAAGUGUUAGCCCUGAUGCAGUUGAUCCUAGCUUGGAAGUAACCAGAACUCGAGCACUGCGAACCCCUACUGGAAGAUUGGGUGAAGGGGAAGCUAGUGGAGUGAAAAGUGUUACCACUAACAGUUGCGGUCAACUGCAGCCACUGAGUAAACGCACUAGAAGAGGAAAUAAGUUGUCAGACUCAAUGACGCGUGUGGGCCCUUCAGAAGCUGUUUUGGAGGAGGAUGCCAAUAAAGUGGAAACAGACCAAGCAGAAGCUGUUACCACUAGGGGUCGCUGUCAAUUACAGCCACAGACUAAACGUGCCAGAAGAGGAAACAAGUUGUUGGACUCAGUGAAUUGUGCGGGCCCUUCAGAAGCUGUUUUGCAAGACAAUGCUGAUAAACUGGAGAGAAACCGAGCAGAAGGUGUUACCGCUACGGAUUGCUGUCAACUACAGCCACAUACUAAACGCACCAGGAGAGGAAACAAGUUGGCAGAAACAAUUACUAGUGUGGCCCCUUCAGAAGCUGUUUUGGAAGAGGAUGCCGAUAAACAUGAGAGAGACCGAGCAGAUGACAAGAAGAAAGGUAAAAGCACUCUCUCAUCACCCCAGGAGAAUAUAUUUGCUGCCAAUCAUGCUGAAAAGCCAAGAGCCAAUGAAGAGUCGGAGGAGAAGCCCAUGUUACCGUUCGAGUUGCCUUCUGGGGAUAUACUAUCAGACCCGUGCAUUGAAUUCGCUAUAAAGACACUCACAGGAAUAGAUUUUGAUACUUCCAAAAACACCCCCAAAUCAAGCAAUGACAGCAAUGUGUCAAGGGAUGUAGCUUCCUUGAAAGUGAAGGCUGAGCACAUGGAAAUUGAGAGAGAGAUCAAUAAGCAGCAAGCUCCCCCAGAUAAAAGUACUUCAAAGGCCUGUAAUUAUGAAGAGAAGGCAGGAUCGGAGAUUCCUGGCUCCUCUCUCUCUAACUUGCCGUUUGGAGACUCAUGGCAAGACCCGUGUAUUGAAUUCGCCAUAAAAACUCUUACCGGCGCAAUUCCUGUGGAGUACGAUUUGGACAUUCCCGACCUCAUGAGACAGCAAAUAAGAUCGUCCCAGAUCCAAGAAAGCUCUGAGGUUGCUCUGUCUAAUGUCGGGCUAGACAAUUUUUGUCGAACGGAUCUGUUGUGGCAGCAUUCUGGUGAUGCUUCUUCAGAUAAGACUGCUCAUAGGCAACAAAGCGGGGUAAUUCCCAUUGCACAGCAACCUGGUAAUAAUGUAGACUUACACAGGAAGGGGGGAGCUGUUCUGCGACAACACCGCCAAGACCGAGGUAACAAGUACCAAAGAUAAAGUUAAGAGCUGUUAGUGGGCUACUUUGUUGUAGGGAAAUUAAGAAAAUGUACAGCUUUAGAGGGAUCGGGGAAGGGAUUUUUUAUCAAUGGGGUAUGGCCUCUUUCUUUCUUUCUUCAUUUUUUGGGCUUCUACUGCAGUGUUGCUGCCAUAAAAGCUGGAAAUGAACCCUUUUAGUAUCGAUGGUGGUGGUGUUGAUUCUCUUAGGUAGUCUGACUUUUGUACCGCUGUAGUCUGUAACUAUUAAUGUAUUCAAUUAUGUCGGUUAGCGGGAGGGUGUCGAAGGGCGAUUUAGAAUCCCAUUUUGAACGUCCCCGAUCAAGCCACCCUUAGAUUUGAGUUCAUCCCCCCCCCCUUUUUUUUUGGUUGUACUGAAUGGACAUCGGUUUCAUGGGAGCUCAUCAGUGGAACUUUUCUUUACAUGUUCUUAUUCGACGCAGUAAAGCUGAGCUGCUAUAGGGGAGAGGUUGCUAAUCUUCCAUUCCUACGAGGAAAAUUCUAUUGGCACCGUAAGUUAACUUUGUGGUUGAAUGUGGUGAUAGGAUUGAUCUCAACUACUGUACUUGGGGGUAAUAGUAGAAGUUCCGAAUUCUUGGUACUCUUUGGGGAUACAUGUCCAGACAAUUGAUGCUGAUAAUUGGUUC
Punica granatum (pomegranate) is the source of this 3912-nucleotide messenger RNA. The record is from RefSeq and is a predicted model, not a curated record. NCBI's taxonomy places the organism in Eukaryota, Viridiplantae, Streptophyta, Magnoliopsida, Myrtales, Lythraceae.